GUCAGUAUUAACUGAACGCCAUGGCGACUAUGUUCUUGUUUUACGUUGUGGCGGGAGGACUGUAUGGGUGUGGUCUGGCCUCCGUGACAGCUGACUACCGACACACUGUCACACGUGUUGGCUACGAUGUUAACAUAACUAUGAGCCCAGCUAAUGUCAGCUACACAUAUUUCGUAUGGAGGAAUGGUUCGGUAAAACUGUUAGUGGUCCUGCCUCUGUCACACCGGGUAUUGGUACUCAACAGCAGUCACACCGGCUACACGACCAGGAUCAGAUACACAGGGGAGGACUCACUAUCACAGACCGGACAGCUGAGGUUUACCAUCUACAAUGUUACUGUACAGGAUGCUGGUUCUUACUCAUGUCAAACAUCCAGUAAUAUGAUGGUACCUGGAUGUAGACAGGUCCUCGUUGUAUCACAGAAGCCGACCACACCUAACGUCACAGGACCUGCCUCAACUGUAUCAGGUGAUAAUGUCACCCUGACAUGCUCCUCCUCCUCUCGGAGUCUGCCCCUGGAACACCCCCCACUGAACAUGACCUACACCUGGAGGAGGAACAGGACCAUGCUAGAAUCUGGUGACGGGUCUCAUACAGGUGGAGAUGACCUGACAAUAACCCACAUCAGCAGAGAGAACCAGGGAGACAUCUACACCUGCCAGGCUGUGGAGGAGGGGCUGGAGUCUGACUGGAGUCACGGACAUGUACUGGAGGUUCACUAUGGACCUGAACAUAUACAGUUUAACGGCGCUAGUGACAGGCUAAAGGCAGAAGAAGGGAAACCUACCACAGUGAGAUGUUCUGCUGACUGUAAGCCCGCUUGUACGGUGACCUGGUCCAGACAGAGGGUGAUCACGGGACAGAGGGAGGCUGUGUUGUAUAUACCAGCUGUAGACAGAUCUGUGUCUGGACAGUACACGUGUCACGCCAACAACACGCAUGGGAAUACAUCACGGAACCUGACGCUGGAAGUUUUCUCCUCGCUGGGAGUUGUCAUUGACUCCCUUGAUGCAGUGUAA
Molecule: messenger RNA, 1019 nt
Organism: Haliotis rufescens (red abalone)
Lineage: Eukaryota; Metazoa; Mollusca; Gastropoda; Lepetellida; Haliotidae
Product: neural cell adhesion molecule 2-like
Exons: 5
Coding region: 21-1019 (332 amino acids)
Source: RefSeq, a predicted model, not a curated record